Messenger RNA from Scedosporium apiospermum, 555 nucleotides. RefSeq lists its product as uncharacterized. Lineage: Eukaryota; Fungi; Ascomycota; Sordariomycetes; Microascales; Microascaceae. The record is from RefSeq and is a predicted model, not a curated record. Gene Ontology annotation, cellular component: membrane; mating projection tip. The transcript has 2 exons. Gene Ontology annotation, biological process: conjugation with cellular fusion. Bases 1 to 555 code for a protein of 184 amino acids.
AUGUCGGGCCUUGAAGUACGGGUUUCCUACUUCGGCUUCUGCUUGAUGCUUAACUCGAGUCUUUCAGCGUGCUCCAAUGAUAUAGGCGCCUUGCAGCAGAGUGUUGAUGGACAUGACCCUCUUAAUCUGAUGUGGAUGGCCAAGAAGUUCCAUGAUGAAACCAUCUUUAGCGGUCUCAUAUUCAUAGCGAUCAUUUUCGCCUUUGCGUGCGUCUGCCUCCUUUUGGUGUCCUUCCCAAGUUGGCAUAGAGAAUACGAUAGCGAUGACAGUGAAAUCGAGGUCAAGCCGUUCCCCAGUCGACAGAUAGUGCAAGCGUCACUCGGAAUUGUAUCGAUUGCGGCACUCCUGGGUCUCAUUUCUGCCUUGUGGCAGCACCUUUCUACCGCAGCCACCACAGUCAUGGUCAAAACAUUAACAUAUAACAGCGUCGUCGGACACGUCGGCACAGCAGCCAUGGUUUUGGGUUGGGUGGGAGCAGCGAUUUUCGUGGUGGUUGCUCUAGGAAUUGUCCUUAUAAUGAUGAGCCUCAAGGUCCUUGCCGAAUUGGCAGAUUAG